AUGCCUUUCGCCGCUACUGAGCUGAGUCAUUUGGCCGCGUUUGAUCGAAAUAAGCAUUGGGGUUCUUGCGUGAUAGCUCUGGCUUGCUUGGCUUGCUUGGCUAUGGGCGACUGCCACGCGGUGGAAUUAGCCCAGCAGAGCCACUACGAGGUCCUUAGGACCAUGGGCGGAUGCCUUCUGCCUACGGAGGUUGUAGCCUUUCGCCGUCCUUUUCCAAGGACCGCUUUCCGGGAAUUCCUUUGCAUAGAUGAUCAUGUGUCAGUCCAGAUCUUGAGUCGAGCAGCGGCACUACGGAAGGAUCCAGCCCGAGACACUCGUGUCUUCGAGCAAUCUCAUGUUGCUUAUGCCGCAGUUGGCUUGCACCCACAUCCGAAGAAGUGUCAACGCAAUUUGCAUCAAGCUACCCUCCUGGGCGCGGACAUUGAUGGUCUCUUGAACGUCCUCGUUGGCUGCUGGAUUCACGUGCUGAUGUACCGGAGGCCUGCGCUUUGCAUUUUGGACCAGUGCUUCAAAGAUGCCGCCAGGCAUCCCUGCGAUGUGGUUGUGCGACUCUCGCGCCGCACUAUGAAUGAGUUGCUGGCGGUUUCUUGCAUCGGCCCUUUGCUUCAGACUGACCUUCGUGUUGGCUGGUGUGGCGAGCUCUUCUGUAUGGAUGCCAGUCCGACUGGCGCUGGCCUGUGUGCGGCCUCCGUUCCUGCUACAGCCGUUGCCGAGCUUCAUCGCUUCGCGGAGCAGCGGGGUUACUACACAAAGCUGGAAGCACCCGCCACGGCCACUCUUCGUGAGCUGGGCCUCGAGACCGAGCCGACUUACUUUGACGCUGAAGCUCCUGCUCCACGUCUUGAGAUCCCGCUGCCCCGGUCCUUGUCGGAAGGUAUCCUUUAUGACUGCUGCGAGCUUUUCCACGAGCCUCGCACUUGGAGCCUUCAGCACGCCGCUUUAGGUCUUGAGGUUCUUAGAAUUCCUAGUUCGGGGGGUUCUGAGGUUCGGUUCAACGAUCUUCUUCAGCGUGUGGUUUUCCAGGAGUUGGUUUCCCUUGCCCUGCGGGGAGUUGUUCGUGACUGGCAUGCGGGCCCACCAAGCGUGCCCUUUUGCAGCCCAUACCACCCGGCACUUCGCUCCGCAGGCUUCACAGCGAGUGCUCCUGCUUCGGCAGAGCUAGCCGCUGCUCGCACCACGUUGGGUAUUAGGUUGGGGUUGCUCUUCUGCAUCAUUGCUUUUUCUGGGAGUUUCUUCUCGAUUGAGCAACCGGGCUCCAGCUUGCUGUUUACACUUGACUGUUUCAAGCGAGCUUUGCAGUGCCGCGGUCAGUUGGCUGAGUACUGCUACUGUAGCUUCGGGUGUGCCUGCAAAAGGUCUUCAGUCUGGUUGCACAACAAACCUUGGAUGAUCGACCUUCCUCGAGAAUGCUCUUGCUUGAUGCGCGCCUCGCGCUUUAGCACUGCCGGGCGCUUUGAUGCUAACAAGAUAUCGGCGUUCGAGCGCUGUUGCACGCCGUCCUGCAUGUGUUUGGAGGUUUCGGAAUUUCUGCUGCAGUACCCGCUGCCUCUUGUCCGGCAGUUGGCAGCCGGGAGCUUGGCUGCAAAGUCAGGCUUGUGUAAGCCCUUCCCUCUCUCUGCUUUGUGGGGUGCGCCUGCUGUGCUCGAGUCAAUCGCUGAAGACUGUAUGCGGUCGGAUUUCGAGCUCUACCAACCCCGUGCACCGCAUGACGAUCCGGAGUGGAUCGGUGAGCUUGCUGAUAGCCUGCCCUUCAGGGAAGUGCUUAGGUAUCGGUUUGCAAAGCCCAACCACAUUAACAUUCUUGAGGCUCGCAUGUUUAAGACCUUCCAGAAAUACCUCGCCCUGCGUUCCCCUGACAGCAGGAGCUUGUCGAUGCUAGAUAGCAGGGUUACCGUGGGCGCUGUUGCCAAAGGUCGCUCCUCGAGCCCCGCCUUGGUUCGAGUGUUGCAAGGAACAUUGCCUUACACGUUGGGAGGUGGGCUCUACAACGGGGCGCUGCACGUGUACUCUGCACAGAACCGCUCCGACGGACCUUCGCGUGGAAAGGCCGUGGACCCGCCCACCAAGGAGCUCCCUCUGUGGUUCACGGAGCUUUGCCAAGGCAGGACAUAUCGGUUCGACUUGGUCGUCGCUGCAGCUUCGGUCCCCAGAGUCGCCGGCAGAUGGCUGAGAUUGCUGUUGCUGCUAGGCGGCGACAUCGAAACAAACCCCGGUCCAGCCUUGCGGUCUCAGCGAGCUCCACGCGGCCCGUUGGACUUGCGUUCGGGGUUCACCCGGGGCGCAGCUGACCGGAUGGCGAAGUGUCUGGACGCUUUUAAAGUGUGGGUGCAAAGUGAGCUUUGGAUACCGUUCAGUGUCCUGUGCUCUGAGCCGGGGCCUCUUGCUCUCGCGCUCAGGGGCUACGGUUUGCACCUUUACUCUGCAAGUUUUCCCAGAUACCUUUUCGUGUAUGCCAUCACAGCGAUUCAGGACGCCUUCCCUGCUUACCGCCAGCUGAUGACUCCAGCUUGGCAAAUCGACAAGAAGUGGCAAUCCGCAGAACCCGGUGAGUGCCGCCCUGUGAUCUCUGUACCGAUUGUGCAGGCACUCACGACUCUUGGGCUCAUGUGGAGAUGGCCUCGCUUCGUCGGGGUCGUCCUCAUAGGGUUCCUGUGUAUGCUUCAUCCGUCUGAGUAUUUGCCUUUAACCCGGGGUGACUUGAUCCUUCCUGAAGACGUGUUCAGCAAAGAUCGCAUCGCUUAUGUUUCGGUCAAGAAUCCCAAAACAGCUCGGUUUGCUCGCCGUCAGCAUUGCCGACUCGAGGACGACUCAGUUCUUCGUUUCAUCGAAGCUUUGUUUGGGCCCCUCCCUUUCGAUGGCCGCCUUUAUCCUGGCAGCAUGAACACCUUCCGCAGCCAGUGGAACGCAGUGAUGCAAAGACUAGGAAUCCCCUACAAGAAGGCUGAUAAAGGCGUCACUCCAGGCGUUCUGCGAGGGAGCGGGGCUACCCAUCUUUACCUUGAAACGGAGGACUUGGUCAAGGUUGCAUGGCGCGGCAGAUGGGCUCGACAAAAGACUGUCGAGUUCUAUUUGCAAGAAGUUGCUGCACAAGUCGUUCUGCAAAGUCUACCGCCUGAAAGCCGUGCGAGAAUCGCCGGUCUGGCCGAAUUCUCGUCACGAGUGGUCGAGGUGUACACGCGUGGUGUUCAACCCUCGAAGCAUCCUAGGAGUGGAUAG
Symbiodinium sp. CCMP2592 is the source of this 3216-nucleotide messenger RNA. Lineage: Eukaryota; Dinophyceae; Suessiales; Symbiodiniaceae. The record is from the annotation of a GenBank genome assembly.